Hypoxylon trugodes is the source of this 1158-nucleotide messenger RNA. Its product is annotated as cytochrome c oxidase subunit IV. Gene Ontology annotation, biological process: mitochondrial electron transport, cytochrome c to oxygen. The transcript has 3 exons. Lineage: Eukaryota; Fungi; Ascomycota; Sordariomycetes; Xylariales; Hypoxylaceae. Bases 197 to 712 code for a protein of 171 amino acids. The record is from RefSeq and is a predicted model, not a curated record.
UGAACUAGACAGCCGAAAAACGAAAUACCCAACAACAACCGCCGUCAGCCAACAACAACUUUCCCACGAUCCUACUCCACGUCCAGUAGGCCUCGCGACCGCCUCAAUUGGCCAUAAUCUCCACUCCUCCGAUCGAUUAACCCGACAAUUGUUUUUCUCAUCUGUUUUUUCUUCCCGUCGAGGCCAUAAAUUCACGAUGAUGCGCACACCCACUACCUCGCUCCUGCGCGGCGCUCUCCGGGCCAGCAGAACCUCUACCGCCAUAGUCCCCCGCGCCUUUGCCUCUACGCAUGCCAUCUCGAACCCUACUCUAGCCAACAUUGAGAAGCGAUGGGAAGGUCUACCGCAAACCGAGCAGGCCGAGCUAUGGAUGGCCCUGCGAGACCGGAUGAAGGAGAACUGGGCCGAGCUCACUGUUCAAGAGAAGAAGGCCGCCUACUGGAUCGCCUUCGGCCCUCACGGCCCCCGUGCCACGGCCCCUCCCGAUGAGGGACGCAAGGUCGCUCUAUACACCGCGAUCGGCAUCUUCGCCAGCUUUGUCGUCUUCGCCUCGAUGCGAACAUUCGCCGGCCCCCCUCCCAGCACCAUGACUCGGGAAUACCAGGAAGCGUCGAACGAAUUCCUCAAAGGCCAACGCGCCGAACCCCUCACCGGUGUCUCAUCCGAAGGCUACGAAGGCAAGGGCAUGGUACAGUCGCCGCCCAAGCACUAAAGCCCAUCCCCCUAAUAUCCUACGAAGCCUACUUAUAUCUCACUUCAUUUUCCCUUUGUCGUUAGAGAACCGCAGUGCAAGGCAUUAAACCCCCAUGUACAAAAACAACAAACCCAGACGAAAAAGCAAAACUUAGAGUGGAAUGGAGUAGUGGGCGGGAAGGAGAAAGGCGCGUUGGCUAUAUCAAUCCCAAAACGAUUCGAUGAUCAAGAGAUAACAGAAGAGCAUUUGCAAACCUGGGGACCCGGUCCAUAUAAGAAAAGCUCACGUAAUAUAAGCUGGGACGUUGCCCCGGGAGAAAGCAAAGCUUGGUCGGCCAGAUUCGCUCCUGGCGUUGUAAAUAUGUACAAGAGGAAACAAACCCCUUCUAUGCCGUUCUAAAAACUCUUGUUCGCAUUGAAUAGUUAUGUCUAGCAUCCAUUCUACAGCAUUCUCAAAUCAUCUAA